Messenger RNA from Polyodon spathula (Mississippi paddlefish), 3564 nucleotides. Its product is annotated as leucine-rich repeat and fibronectin type-III domain-containing protein 2. The record is from RefSeq and is a predicted model, not a curated record. The transcript is spliced from 2 exons. Gene Ontology annotation, cellular component: cell surface; postsynaptic density membrane. The coding region runs from base 14 to 2314 and encodes 766 amino acids. NCBI's taxonomy places the organism in Eukaryota, Metazoa, Chordata, Actinopteri, Acipenseriformes, Polyodontidae. Gene Ontology annotation, molecular function: protein binding.
UGCAUGAUCUACCAUGGACAAAGUGCUCUGCAGCCUCCUGAUUCUUGGAACAGCAGCGAUGAUGGUCCACGCAUGUCCUAAAUACUGUGUCUGCCAGAACCUGUCUGAGUCUCUAGGCACACUCUGUCCUUCGAAGGGCCUCCUGUUUGUGCCUCUGGACAUCGACCGCAGGACUGUGGAGCUCCGUUUGGGUGGCAACUACAUCAUCAGAAUCACCCAGCAGGACUUUGCUAACAUGACAGGGCUGGUAGAUCUGACAUUGUCCCGGAACACAAUCAGCUCCAUCCAGCCCUUCUCCUUCGUCGACCUUGAGACCCUGCGAUCCCUUCACAUGGACACCAACCGGCUAACAGAGAUAGGGGCCGAUGCCUUGAGGGGACUCUUCAACCUGCAGCACCUGAUUCUCAACAACAACCAACUGAGCCGCAUCUCAGAUGAAUCCUUUGAGGACUGCCUGUUGACCCUAGAGGAUCUAGACCUCUCGUACAACAACCUCCAGGGUGUCCCGUGGGAAUCCAUCCGCAAGAUGGUCAACCUGCAUCAGCUCAGCUUGGACCACAACCUUAUUGAUUACAUAGCAGAGGGUACCUUCACUGACCUCCAAAAGCUGGCCAGGUUGGACCUGACCUCCAACCGGCUGCAGAAGCUGCCCCCUGAUCCCAUCUUUGCCCGCUCACAGAACAACAUGGUGCUGACAACCCCUUAUGCCCCUCUCUUGACUCUCAGCAUCGGGGGGAACCCUUUACACUGCAACUGUGAGCUCCUGUGGCUCAGGAGACUGGACCGUGAGGAUGAUAUGGAAACCUGUGCUUCCCCUCCAAGCCUCAAGGGUCGGUACUUCUGGUAUGUGAAAGAGGAGGAGUUUGUGUGUGAGCCGCCCCUGAUCACCCAGCACACCCACAAGCUCCUGGUGCUGGAAGGCCAGACAGCAAGCCUCAAGUGCAAAGCCAUAGGAGAUCCAUCACCAGUCAUCCACUGGGUGGCUCCCGAUGACAGGCUCAUUGGAAACUCCUCCAGGGCAACAGUCUAUGACAACGGCACUUUGGACAUCAUGAUCACCACCUCCAAGGACUACGGCACCUUCACUUGCAUCGCUGCCAAUGCCGCUGGGGAGUCCACUGCCUUCAUUGAGCUUUCCAUCAUCCAGCUACCCCACCUCAGCAAUGGUACUGGCCGAACCUCACAGCCCAAGUCCAGGCUCUCGGACAUCACCAGCUCAGCCAAGACCAACAAGGGGGAGGACAAGAGCCCCCCAGAGAGGGUGGUGUCCGUGUCAGAGGUGACGUCAGUCUCCGCCUUGGUCAAGUGGUCAGUCAGCAAAGCAGCACCCAAGGUUAAAAUGUACCAGAUCCAAUACAAUUGCUCUGAUGAUGAAGUCUUAAUUUACAGGAUGAUUCCGACUGCAAGCAAAGCCUUCCUUGUGAACAAUCUGGUGUCUGGAGUUCAGUAUGACUUGUGUGUCCUGGCCAUAUGGGAUGACACAGCCACCACUCUCACAGCCACCAACGUGGUGGGGUGUGCCACAUUCAUUACCAGUGAGGACUACCCACAGUGCCAGUCUCUACACAGCCAGUUCCUGGGCGGAACCAUGAUCCUGAUCAUUGGAGGGAUUAUCGUGGCCACCCUGCUUGUCUUCAUCGUCAUCCUGAUGGUCCGGUAUAAGGCAACCAGCAGCGGCAAUUCUGGGAAGUUACCAGAUGUCAGUAAUACUUACUCGCAGACUAAUGGGGGUCAUACUGUCCAAAAUGGGGUGUUGCCUCAAGUGAAGCCCAAAGUGGUAGUGCGAGAUGAGCUAAUGGAAUUUAACUGUGGCUCUUUGCAGAGCAGCUUGUCCUCAUCCUCUAGCUCUCUGGUCAGUAGAGACUGUGACGAUUACAGCCUCCACAGUGACAGGAGCACCCUGUCCAACAAGUGGACACCAGUUUCCAGGUCCCGGCACAACUUGGACCACCUUUUGGGGGCCUUCACCUCUCUGGAACUGAGGGGUCAGAGGCGAGAGGAUGUUCCGACCAAUACCAGGAACUCCAUUCUUGCACCGCAGUCUGACAAGGAGCCCCUACUGGGCCGUGGGGAGACCAAGCUCAGAAGCUUUCUCACAUUACCUUUGGAGAGCAAGCCCAAGCGGAGCCACUCCUUUGACAUGGGGAACUUUGUCACCACCCAGUGCUGCAGCUAUCCCAAAAAGAUCACAAACAUCUGGACUAAGAGGAGCCUCUCGGUCAAUGGGAUGCUCCUGCAAUAUGAUGAGGGUGACCUGGCAGAGAGCAAAGUGAACUCCGGGAGCUCUGAAUGGGUCUUGGAAAGCACUGUCUAAUGUUCAGUCACUGGGUCUUCAAUAAGAGAAAAUAAAAAGUGGGACACCUUGACAUCCUACACCUGUAGUGCAUGAAGACCAUCAGUGUGUGACACCUGUUGACCUGCGUUCCUUUAGAAUUAUUUUUAAUCACAAUGCAUUGACUUCCAGGAGGCCUUGCACAGGAUGAAUCAAGCUCUCAACUUGGAAAGCAUAAAGAUGGAUUUUGUAUAAUACCAAGGAUUGUAGGGUGACCAAACAUUGUUAGCCGGUUGUAUGUUUAUGAAAUGCCUGCACAAAAAAAAAUUAUGUGCUAAUGUAAAUCUAUCUUCAGAGAAGUCACAUUUUGGGUCAAGGGCUGAUUUUGAGAAGCGUUGUUUAAGAACGAGAAUAGAAUGGAAUGAUCCUACCAAUAAACUUGGAUUGCAACAAAGAAAAUCCUAAAAUGAAAUCUGAUGCAGAUCGGGAUUCAGUUAAGGCAAAUUAAGGCAAAUCGUUACUGUAUGUGUAGUAUAAAUAAAAGAUAUAUUUUUGCCUGCAAAAAGAAACUAAGUUGAAAUUGAUUUCCAAGUCAUGCUUUCCUGUUAAUAAGGUCCAUUGAGAGUGGUGGCUGCAAAGUAUCUGGUUAAGAUCUGGAGAUGUGAAUUUCCCUUACUGCACUUGCAUGAAGAAUGAAAAAACAAUUGUGGAUGCCUACCUGCCCCUUUAAAGACCAUUAAUGUUGAUCUAAAGUUGUGGGUACUCUCAUCCUUUCCUUAUUGUGUUCUUUCUAAAAAACAAACACCUGCUGGAAUGUUGAACAUGACGACGCCCUCCCCUAAUCCCAAAGGUAUUCAGAUGAAUUUGAAAUGCAUUCUGAGCCAACCAAAAUCUCCACCAGUGGUUUCUGGAAUAUGCAUCCUUUGUAAAUUCCUCCAUCAACCAAAAUUCAGUUAGACACUUGAAUAUUUAUUUAUUUAUUUAUGUGUUAUUUUUUUUUAUUAAGAUCCUUGCAGAACAGCAUGAGAAAAGUAUAAGUCAUGGUUCAAGGACAUGGUAAGACAUAUGGAGUAUAUCUACAAUAAAACAAACACUUGUGAGAUAUCUGUUUUAAACAACAAAAAAAAAAAAAAAAAACUAUGAAACUGAGACCAAGUUAAUAUGUUUUCAGUUAUCAGCUAAUUUGAUUAAAACCUUUUUCUUAACUCGACUGUUCUUAUUUUUUUUUUUUUUUUACAAAUCUGUAUUUCUCCCAUGAAGCACAAAUGUUCUUCAGAUACCUUCAAUCAACA